UUAAGGACGCGUUACCCUGGCGACCACUUUGUUGUCCUCGGCCAGACUCCUGUUGGACGUCCAGCUGUAAGGUGGUGCGUGAAGAAUAGAGGUGAACACGGUUUUGCUGCUCCAGCCCCCGGCCCCCCUGGGGGCUGACGGGCGGCCAUGGAGCUGUACCUCAGUAACUGCAGUAAGACUGCUCAGGCCGCAGCCAGUAAAGCGGCUGCCAGCAGCCUAAAUGCCAAGAAGGAACAGUGCGAAACCAGCUCGCCCAAAAAACCCGUUCCAGAAGUUCCAGAAGUAGGAGCUGCUAAUCUUUUAGAUCUUCCUCUUGGCGUCAAAUUUCCUGUUAUCCCAGGAAGCAAUAAUGUAUUCUAUACUACAAAUUUAAGUGAAAAGCUUUAUCAACCUUCUUAUGAUUUUAACCUGUCUGAUCCUUAUUGUCAACUUUUGGAAACCAACUACAAAAGCCUGCACGAUCCUCACUUAAAAUCAUACUAUAGGCGUAAAGAUAUCCUGAGAAGAUUAAAGAAAGAUGGCUACAUCACCAGCAAUAAUAAAGUUGUAUGUACCUUGAAGGAACUGAAUAAAUACCGGCAUUAUCUGACCAGUUUAAAAUUAGACUUUGAAAGAAAUUAUAUAAGAGAACAGAAAAAUAUUGAAAAAGAAGUAAAUAAAUACUAUGAAACCAAGAGAGCCUCUAAACCUGGAAAGUCACAGUUCCACGAAUGGUUGUUACAGGACCGUGCACGAGCAAACCCAGAGCAAGAGCUAUUAUUAAAGAACAGGUAUGUAGAUAUGAUUGAUAAAGAACUACUCAAAGCUGAGCACAUUGCGGAAAGUCAAAGUACAGGCCGUAUCAAAAAAGAAGAAAAACGACUUCGAGAGCAUAUUAGAAAAAAACUUAAUCUCCGUAAAAAAAUUGAAACGGAAUGGAAGACAAAAGAAAUGUUACUGCUGAAAAAGAUUGGGGAAGAAGUGAAAAGAGAAGCAAGAAUUGAGGAACAACGUCGAAAAAUCAGAGAAGCAGCUGACCAAAAGAAACAAGAACUUCUGGAGAAAAAACUUGCUUAUCAUUUACAAAAAAUGCGAAGGAAAGGCGAUGAGAAAGAAGAAUCAGAGAAAAUCAUCUUUGAAAAUGAUGAAAUAAGAGAUAAUUCAGGCACCAAGAAAACGAAUGACUUGUUCAGUGAUGCACAAUCACAUCAAGAACAGAAACGACAUCAGCGUUCUCCAAGUUUUUCUAAGACUUCUCCCAGAAAACCAUCAAUCUCAGUAUCUCAUGACAUACAGAAUAACCCAACAGAAGAAAAGGAAAGUAGAAAGGCGCAUAAAACUUCAAAUAUUUUAAGUGAUGAAGGUACUAAAAAUACAAGUGUGUCUUCCAAAGCAAAUGCCUCCACAUACUCUUCACAAGAUGGCCACAAACGUGAGGUAACAUAUGCUGAUUUGAAUGAAAAACAGUCCAAGAAAUCAAGUGUUAGCUUUGAGUCAGAUCUACCUGCAGCUCAAAAAACCACCUUUUCUCAUGACUCAUCAUUUAAAAACCCAAACUGCUAUCAAAGUUGCUGUCAAGAAAAAGUAACUUCUGAAGAACUGCACAGUAUAAUUCAUGACACAAUGACCUGGGUCGUGGCUGCAGUGACCAAUGUAUUGUACCCAGCCAUCACAAAGUAUGAAGAAAAGUUACAAAACAUUACACCCCCAAUGCCUGAUGCUUCUGUCUCCUCCUCAGAUACUAUGAACAGUGAGACAUUUCCUUAUAAAACAAGUCAGAAGUUUCAGGCAGAGCCCUGUGCAAACACAGCUGGUAAAUCAGAAAAGCAGCCCACCACACCUUUAAAACAGGCUUCUGCCCAUAAAGAAGGAACAGGUGUGGAGAAAAAAUAUUGUAAGAAAGGACAACUUAAUGUCUUGGAAGCCAAGUAUUAUGAGACCUUUGAGCCCCCCAAGCUUAAACUUUCUACACCUGUUAGUCACCCUUCCCUCCAGGUCAAAACAGACUCAAAGAAAUCUGAAGAUGCCUCCACUGACCGUGGCUCACUGUCUUCCAGUAAAAGAGGAAAAAACAUAAAUGAGAUGCAGGGAUUACCAGAUGUUCGUGCUGACUUUAAAUACUAUCUAAAAGAGGAAACUGAGUUGAUUUUAAAAAACAUUUUUCAUGAGGUGAUGUCUGAAUUAACCCAGGCCAUUUCCCCUCUUUCCUUGGCUACAUUGGAAAUUUCAGCUGACCAGUGCAAUACUAACAAAGAGGACGUGCCCUCCAAUGUAGCUGUCGCUUCAGCAUCAGUUGAAAUUGUGGAAAACGUGCUGGCGAAGCUGCAGUCUGCCAUUGAGAAAAAAUGUAUUGAGAUAUAUUCCCAAGAAAGUAUGACAGUGAACUUUAACUCAAACACAGCUGUCAGUGAAAAACAUCUCAUAGCUUCUAAGGAGCAAACCUCAAAAGUUUCACCGCCUUAUACUUCUGAUAACAUCAGUGAAGUUGCAGAUAGUAUGAUUCAUAUGAUUUUAGAACAACUGGUGGCUCUUGUAUCUUCUACGCAAAAUGAACUUGCUCGUCUUAAAAUCACCACUACUGCUUAUCCCCAACACAGGGAAGAUCCAACAUAUACAUCCCUUCCAAGAGCCGGCAAAAAGCAAUCCAGUGCUGAACCUGAUAGAGCCAGUUUGAUUAGCAAAGAAGAACUUAAAACUUUAGUGUCAAAUAUUUUUUCUCAGCCCUCUCUAGUGGUUGCUAUAGAGGAAGUAAUCAGCUUUAUUCUAGGUUACAUACAAAUUGGACUUAAUAAUGAAAAGCUCAUUGCGGCUGAAGAAACCGUGAUCAUCCUUCAGCUGCUUGACGAUAUCUUGACUCAGCUACAUCAGAGACCAGCAAAAACAGAUGCCCAGGAGAGUACGCAUGCCAGACUGAGGAGCCCUCCUAACACUAAAGAAAAGAACAGACUCGCCAGUACUAGAACAACUAAUGGUCCUAACUAUGCAUGUCUGUUUCCACCUGUAAAUGUUCCUGGUAUGGUACUUUAUUCUGAAGAUGAAAAAGAAGAAAUAAACAGAAUAGUGGGAAAUGUACUGAUUUCAUCUAUCCAACAAGAAAAAGCAAACUUGCAAGAACAGUCUCCUGAUCACUGGUUAACAAGGGAAAAUGCUGGUUUUAAGUACAAAAUAAAUAUGGACUUGCCUACAAAGACUGCUUAUGGAGGCAAAGUAGCAUUUCACCAAUGCCAAUUAAACACUGACUUUCCAGCUUUUACUAAUGAGGAAUCUUUUAAGGAUGAGCCACAUUUGAAUAAAGAUACUUUGCUUUUUAGUCAAGAAGAAAAGUAUCAAAUAGAAAAAGCCUCAGAAAAUAUAAUUACCCAUAUUUUAGCACAGAUGCUCAAAGACUUACCUUCUGGACCCUCUAGUAACUUUGAUUAUAAAAAUGGUAAAGAGGUUUCUCUUAUUACCUUUGUAAAACCACAUGAUCUGUCACAUGAAGAAUGGAUGAACCGUAUGUUCUCUGUGUCAGAAAUCCAUAUAGUAGCUCAAGAAAUUGUAGAUGCUAUAUUAAAAGUACUUCACACGACAUUUAGUCACAUUGAGCAUUCUUCAUCAGCACAUGAAACCUCUCUAGAGAAUAUUGAUAUACCAAAUGAAGACCCAUUAGAAAGAUGGUUUGAUAGUAAUAAGAAAAUGAAAUUUUUAUCUGCACUUGACAUAGAUCCUAUAAAACAUAACUGGUUAGAAUAUGAAGAAAGUGAAUCAACAUCUGAACCUCCAGUUCACAUUAAUGAUAAGAUCACUUAUACAGUUUUUAAGAAACUGUGCUCGUUUAUUUGCCCAAAGUUGCAAAACUGCUUUAAACCAGAAAGUCAUACUACCUAUUCAAAUCCCGCACCUGACAAGACACCACUUCAUUCUCACAUUAGUGCUUGCACAACAAAAGUGGUAAAUAUCAUUUUUGAUGCUAUUCAGAAAGAACUGAAAUACAAUAAGAAAAACCUAAAUGGGAAGACAAGUCAGCCUGUCAGCAACUUUGUAGAUACAGGAUUUGGGACUGACGCAGAAAAGAAAUUAGACUCUGUUGUUACAAAGCUAAAUAAUGACAUUAUGAAAAGUUCAUUAGCAGCUUGUAUUUGUGAAAUGUUAAGUGGAAAUUCAAAUAAAAGCAACAUUCUUUUCCCUUCAGAUAAGUUACAGUCUAAGAUCUCCUAUAGAAGUGCUGACAGAGGUCAGCAAAAUCUUUUGCCUUCUCAUUGCCCCCCUAUGGAUGAGGAAGUUCACAAAUGUCCAAGAUCACAAGUGUUAGAUAGAAUUGGAAGUAUUUUGUAUGACUUGUUAUACAAGCUCAUAGGAGACCACCCACAUUCUCCCCUAUCUGAUGAGCAAAACCAAGAAUGGAUCAAUGAGAAUUUAAGAACAAUCACUCCAUUGAGGUCUAACAUUCAGCUCAUCGCUCAUACAAUUCUAGAAGAUACCAUUGCAAAAUUAUGUUGUACUGAGAUGGACCAUAGUUUCACAAGUUCAGAAUUUAAAGUUCCUUUGGAGUAUAUUGACACUGACAGCCUAUCAUUUGCUUUGCUUAUUAAGGAAGUGAGCAGAUGCGCUGACAUUAUCUCCAGCAUGGCAUCUGGCUUGAUCCAGGCGGGUAGUGAAGACAUAACUGACAGCAAGAGGGAAACUACUGCACCCCAAACAGGGGCCGCACAAGAAAAGCAUCCAAAUAAACUAAAAGUCAUAGCUUUAGAUAUCCUUGAAAUGGUUUUUGCUAAAUUGGAAAUGUUUGCCACUAGAGAUUUGGAAACCCUGGGUGCUAGAAUCAAUGGAAAUGAAAGGAGCAACGAGAUACACUGGAAAAGUAGAAGUAAUAAUAUUUGUGAAAAACUACUGCAGCCUAUGGUAUACCUGCAUGCAAAGACAGUGUCAAGUACAAUUUUGAAGGCUAUUCAGACUGAAUUGAAUGUGAGCUUGCCAGAUUUGGGAACAUAUAUAAGCAAGCCACAACAAAUAAAGCAAAUGCUUAAAAAUCUAGUCAAUUUAAUUUUAAAUGCAGUGCCUCCAGAUACUUUUCAUCAAACUGAGCCAGAAGAGAGAAGCAUUGAAUAUUAUAGUUAUAAGCCAACCUAUGGAAAUUUUCUUCCUGGAGGAGCUGACCCAGAGUCAUAUUUAGAUGAUCCUGUAGAGACAGAAAAAGAAAGUACUCGAAAGGAAAGAUCCAAAGGGGAAGAAACUAAAUCAGAUUAUUUUACACAACAGGAACUAGAAAAAACAUUUAAAAAAAUUGAAGUAGAACUCAAAGAGCCGCAGAAAUCCCCAAUUGUUCCUAUUAUAAGAAAUAUUUUGAAUGAAAUUUUUCAGAAUGAUUUAAUUUGCCAGUUAAAUGUGCUUCCUCUCCCCAAGUCCCAUUUAUGUGACAUUCCUCAUGCUCAAGAUGAACCAGUUGCUCAAACAUCUGUUCAUUCCCUGGCUGAAACAAUGGAUCCUUUAGUGUCUGAAGAAGACGUAACCAUUGUUGCAGAUAAUGUGAUGAGAACCAUACUUCAAAAACUUUAUUCCACUGCCAUGACAGAUAGAAAGACAAAUGAAAAUAGGUAUAAUGCUAUCACUUUUCCAGCAGAUACCUCUUUUCCUCAACAAGCCUGUGGAGGUAAGACCUCUGUUUAUUCUGACACAGAAAACAGAAAUCCAUGUACAUAUCAGUCCAUCUUCAAUAUUGGAGAAUUGAGAAAAAGAAAUGUAGCUGAAGAUAUUCUACAGUCAGUAUUAACAGAUUUAGAAACAUUUGCUACUUCCAAAGUAAAUGCUCUCUUUUUUCCUCAUAUGGAUUUCACUGUUAAAAUGUCUUUGCCUUUACAGUGUGAUGAGGCUGCUUUAAGCCAAUCAUGGUUAUCAACCAAAGAUUCAUAUCCUGAUGAUCAAUUUUCCUGUUGCUCAAUGGACCAUAAUAUGUUCGGAAAGACCACCUCAAUAUGUCAAGGGACUGCCUCUAAAUUAAAUAUAUGUGCAACAGAAGUGGCUAGACAGAUUUUACAAGAAAUCAAGCAUAAGCUAGAUAAAGGAGUAAAAGGUCCAUUCUUCACUCAUAAUGUGAUUUCUGAAAAUAUUCCAGGUCAGAUUGUUAACACAAUGUUAGAUAUUGUGUCUACUAAGGGCAACUAUGAAAAGAACAUAUUUUAUAGAGAGACUGAUUCAGGUCAGUCAGACUACCUUGUUGAAAAGUUGUUUAAUAAAAGUGACUAUAGGAAAAAACUUCAAUUUCAAAUAUUGGAUACCAUUGAGGGUAUCUUAAAUGACAUAUGUGAGAAAAUACUAGAUGAAAGCAAUCUCCCACAUGCUGCUUCCACUCUUAAAUGUAGUGUAAGUGGGAGGCCUUUAGAAGUAAAUUCUGAAAUGGACAGUGAAUGUGCAAAUAAAGCCCUUCCAAUGCUUUUAGUUCCUAAGUCCUGUGUUGCUAUGAUUUCUAGUGAUAUGGUGGCUAUUGUUCUUCAAAAUCUCAGUUCUGCUAUCAUAGUUGGCAGAAAUGCAAAGGAUUUGAUUUUUCCAAGAUUGCCCCUGACAGUUUCUGAUACAAUUCCUAAGGCAGAAUGCCAGCAAUCUGCUGUUACAGACUCAGUGAAUGAAGGGAAGAGAUUUCCAUGUGCAAGGAAGGAAAGAGAUGAACGAUUGAAGUCCACUUAUUUUGAUCAGACAACCAUACUUAAGAAACAAAAUGUCAAGAAAUCUGCUCUUGACCCAUAUGACGAAAAUGCUCACUUCAUUACUAAAACUAUUUUGAAUAGAUUAAAAUCUUUUGCCACAGAAAGAAUAGAUUUGCUCUUUUCUCUUGAUAGUCAGACUAGAAAAAAAAUAUUUGCUGGCUCAGAAUUUACAAACUGUAAGCAAGAUGACAGUGUAUUUCUUAAAUCGAACAAAGUACCGUCAAAUGUAAAUAUUCUGAAAAUGUCAAAUAAAAUCAUUCCAAGUCAAAAGGACAUAGGUGACAUAGCCACUAAUUAUGGGGGAGAAUGUGAACCUGCAAUUCAGAUACCACAAGCUUGUCUUAAGGAAUAUGCUGACAUAAUUGCCAGUAACAUUUUGAUGUUUAUAAAAAGUGAUGUAGACCUAGAAAUCCAAAAGAUGUAUUCAUAUCCAAACAAUACUUCACUGCAAGGAAAUAUCAUUGCAAGUGAAACUGUAAACAACAUCUUAAAGAGGUUACAUGAUAAAAUAUCUUUAAAGACAAGUAGUUUCUACUCAAAGCAGGACUCAAUUCUCUUUAUACAAACAGCUGAACAAAACGAAAUAUAUCUGGCUCAAAGAAAAACAGAAGACACUGAACUGUCUCUCUAUUCAAAAUGCCCAGAUCAAAACCUGAUAACAUCAGAAGCAAAAAACCUGAGAAAGGUUUUGGGAGAAAUAUUUAGAAAUGGAGAAAACACAAUUGCUUUAUUGAAUGAAGUUAAGUGCAUUUUACAGAAGGUGAAUAGAAAGGUAAUGGAAGACAUAGCCCACUGGCCUCCAUUUCACGAACCCCCUCACUUUACAUCUCAUUCUAAAAUUAAAACAGCAGCAGCUGAAGAGGCUCACAAGAAGACCUUGCAGUCCCAUAUAAGUAGUGUUGCAGAUGAUAUAGUUGAAAAUGUGUUCAAAGAAAUGAUCUCAAUAGUUACAUCUUUGUUAGAAAAAAAUGAGACCAAGGGAGAAUUGGGAGCAUCUGGCAGUAGUGAAUUACCAGUGAAUACAUCAUGUUUUAGAGGACUGAAAGAGGCAGAAAAAAGAAGUGUUUCCCCUGAAUGUGUGUUACUACAAGUUUAUCCUUACACAGGCAUUAAAAAUGUCACUUCAUUGGAAAACACCUUGCAGUUUUCUCCCUUACAAAUGAGUGAAGAAUUGGUCCAAAUAGUUCUCCAAAAGAUCACAAAUUUUGCUUUGCUCAUUCUACAAGAGAGCUCAUUCAGCGAUGGUCAGUCUGAUGAAAUGAGAUCAUUGAGGUCAGGCAGUUCUAAAAUUAGUCCUAAAGUCAGCCCUAAGUUAAGUUUUAAAAACAGUUUUAAAACAAAAUCAAAAGUUGUCUCUUUACCUAAAUUUGAAACAAAACCCCAGCUAGAACCUAGUGGCACUAGAGCCAAAGACAAUACCAAGUUAGAUCUUGGCGAGAAAACGCUGAGAGACAGCUGUUCCGAGACCACCAUUGGGCUGCCCUACCUGUUAUUUACAGGGGAUGCCAGAAACUUCUUACCUAGAUCAAAACUCCCCAUUCUAGAACUAAAAGUGUAUGCUAAGGAUAUAGUAAGCAAUAUUCUGGAAGCAAUCGUGAAUGAAUUUCAAAAGGUGAGGCAAGCAAGAGCAAUGGUAAAUGUAAAUUAUUUACCUUUAGUUCAAAUUGUGACCGCAAGUGAAAUAGUUAAUGCAGUUUUGCAAGGAUUGUAUACUACAAAGAACAAUUUGACUGACCCAAUAAAAGGCUCAUACUCAGAUAAUCUUGAACUUUCACAGAAGAAUUUUAGCACAUUUUAUACUGCAAAUCCAGAAACCCUUGUCUCUCUGGAGAAUGUUUCUUCACAGCUAGAGAAAAUCUUUACUAAAGAUGUUUCUAAACAGAUGUUUGAUAAAUGGCGAACAGAAUCAGGUAGCAUGGAAAAUGAAAGAUAUAAGCUAUUGAUGAUAGCUAAGACUAGUUUAAAUGAAAUUUCAAUGAAAGCAAAAGAAUUAGAACCCUAUGUUUCACUUUUAAAUUUGCCUCCUCUUCAGGCUUGUGAAAGCAGGUACCAUAAUUUUAAAAGAGCUACUUCUAAAGCUGAGGAUUCCCAGGCACAAAUUAAUAUAUUUGCACAGGAAAUUGUUGAAAAGCUACUUGAAAAAUUAGAGUUGUGCUUCUUGACUCAAAUGUUCAUAAAAGAGAGUAAAGAAACUCUAGAAAGCAAGGAAGAAACUACCACUGGAAGUAAACAUGGUUCCUUAAGAACAACCAGCCUUGACAAUAUACCAACUUGUAAUGCACAGUUGAAAGACAAAAAAUUGGGGGGCUCUAACCACCCAAUCACUGAAGUGAUCAUAGAAGGAGUUAUGAACAUCUUAGUGUCAUUUGCAGACCUACAGUUUAAACAUAUCUCUACAUAUGCUUUUUCUGAAAUUGUGAAAAGACCUAUCAAAAGCUUUUUUGAUCUCCAACAGAAACCAUCGACAGCGAUACUGCCAAAGUUACCACCACUGACCAAAUUUCCUGGUGAAUCUCAAUCAAGUAGUAUGAUAACACAAGAAAACAUACAGAAUAGCCUUCAACAACUUAACUCAUUCCAUUCAGAAUUGCUUACUUAUACUGCUAAUACUGUCAGUGGCAUGCUUGGUAUAAUUAAGAGCAAGCUAUACAAAGCAAAAUGUCAAGUGGAACCACCUUCAACCAAUGUAUUUGAAGAAAACCUGAUAGAAAGUCAGAUCAGCAUACUGAUGGAUCAGUGUACCCACUGCCACAAAACAACAAUCACAAGACAUCCAAAGGAAAAUCUUCUGGGAGCUGAAGAUGUCUAUGCCAUUAAUCAAGCAGAAUUUGCAACAAGGUUGGGAAUGCCCACUUUAGAGUUAAAAGGAGCUGACAGUGGGGAUGAGCCUCCACAAAUAUCUAGCUUAUUUAAUGCAGAGGAAGAUAAAAUAAAGGUCACAUCUUCCUCAAAUCUACCUGCCUAUGUCAGAUACUCUGUAGAAGAUACAGGUAAAACCACAGAAAUUGAAUCAGAAAGACUCAAAUUAGAAUGUAAGCCAUCAUUUUCUGGAAGUGAAGCCCAAGGCUCCAGCUGUUUUUAUCAAGCUGUGGAAAAACACAGUUCUCACCCAGAAGGCAUUGUCUUACAGAAAACAUCUCAGCAUUCCAGUGGCUCAACACAAGCAGUACUAGAGGACCCCAUGUCCCUCAGUGAAGUGAAAAGUGAAAAUCAAGGCAUGCUUCAAUGUAAGUCCUCCAAACCAGUUGUUACGCCAAACCAAAAACAGACAACCAUUUCACCACUCAAGAUACAUUUAGCUGCAGAAAAUAUUGUCAAUACCACGCUGUUGCAUUACGGCCUUACCAUUGAAACCCCACACACUGAUGAAAAUGUAGAAACAAUGACGCCAUUUUUGGUACCAAAGGAAUGGUCUCCUAUAACAGCCGAAGAACAAAAAGACCAGAAAAGUUUACUUCACAUAUGGGGAAAAAGAAAUAUCUAUAAAACUAAAGAAGAAAAUAAAAGCCUUAUAGCAAGUGGAAAAGGUCUCACUUUACUAGAAAAGUGGAAAAUUAAGUACUCAAAGUUAAAGAAUAUAGCAACUCUUGAAGAGGUUGAAGUCAUUGCUUUUGCUGAUCAAGAACUAGGACCAUGUGAAAUCCAUGCAAUAGCAAGAUAUGUCACUACAUCUGUGGUCAUACAUUUAAAGAACUUCAAAACCAGAGGUCCUCUUGAUGAAAAAGUACCUAUUGCGUCCACAUUGUUGAGGAAAAGAUAUAAAUCAAAACAGCCUUUAAGAAGCAUCAACAGUGAUUCUUCACUUAAUCAAUUUUGUGAACAUCUCACUGAAUUGGUUAUUUUCUAUGUAAGUUCUAGCAUUUCUGAUUGCGCCGAAGACAGUGGAAAACAGAAAUCAUUGGCAAUACCAGAUUCAACUUUUAAAAGGUUUAUUUUAGUUAAGUCCCAACUGUUUGGGAGUCGGUCAUUUUCUAUUAGUGGACUUGCUUUGAACACUUCUGAAAUCAUUAUUCAAAUCCUUUUUAAUAGUGGCAUUUUAAAGGCAGAUAUACAAAAAGUGCUUCAGGUGAAGACAGAAUAUAUUUACUGCCCACAAGUAAUUGUGACUCAGUUUGACGAUCUCUUUCAGGAUCUCUUAGUAGGAGUGACUCACGUUUUGUCCAGAGAACUAGGAAUAAAUCAUCAGCCUGACAGCAAAGGAAAAAACAAAUUGCUUCCAGUACUUAAAAGUCAGAGGUUGCCCAUUGGCAACAAAGCCAAAGGGAUGAAAAGACAAGCAGGCCCUGGAGGUUGUAAAUCAUCUCCCACUCGUCUAAUUAAUCAACUAGUACAAAAAAAUAAACUAAAAUUUCUGGCAUAUAAAUUAGACACUCUAGUUGGUAGCCUAAAAACUCAUGAAUCUAAAGAAGUAGCUAAUAAGAUUUUUGAUAUUGUUUUAGAUGUGUUUUUGCCAGAUGAAUGUCCAAAUUGGGAUACGGAGUCUUGUAAAAUAGCAAGAGGAAUGUCCCUCUCUUCAAAUAACCAGCAAUAUCCUAGAAUACCUAGAAAUAACCUACAGUUCUCCCCAAAAUCAGUUUUUCUUAUGAAAGUUGUGUGUGAAAACAGACUACUUUCAGAAAAAUAUCCAACCAAGAACUUUCUUAUAAAUAGUCCUUUUGCUGAUGCAGUAUCCACAGAACAUCAACUAUUCAACAUACUUCAAGAUGUAGAGGAUUACUGCAAGGAAAUAAUAUGUGGCUCACCAUUUGAAGGAUAUGAUAUGUCAGACAUGGAUCAAGAAUAUAUGCUUAAUGUUAUUUCUCACAGCUUAGUAAAAUCCUUGAUGGAUAAACUGUUAUGCAGCAUGCAGCCAACUCCCAGAAGGCCAGCUUUUACAAAUGAGCAAUUAACAUAUAGAAAAAGAACAAAACUUCCUAGUUUUCCCAAAACAAAAAGACCAGAAUUAAAAGAAUCAAGACAGGGUAAAGACUCCAUAAGAUCCACGAGUUAUGACAGCAAGCCUUUGACAGCAUCAGCGAAUAAUCUUAGGGCAAUUCAUUCCAAAAUGCAAGCCCCAUUUGGUAGACAAUUUUCACAAAAAUUUCCUUCUCAUUCUCUUCAAAGACCAGGUGAAGAGGAAGUGAACUCAAAGGCCAUUCUUAAUAUGCAAUACCCAGAAGGCAUGUACACAGGAGUUUACUCUGCCGCAUUUCUGGAGGAAAUAAUUGUAGACAUUUUUCUCAAUCUCUCCACUUCAUUGCAAGGCAGAAACUUAAACAUCACUAAAACCCAACUGAAUGAGAUGAUAAUACUAGAUGCCAUCUCUGUGGUGAAUGAGUUUAAUAGUGCACGAGUCACUGUUUUGCGGAAUAUUGUAGAAAGGAAAUGUUUUCCACCUUUCUCUAAAGAAACUGUUAGUAAGAUUUCUGAGUCCGUUUAUAGUGAUGUUUCAUGCAACUAUGCACGGCACAUUACCUGUGGCAGUCAUCUGGCACAUGCUACCACCUCAAUAGCAGAACAGAUAACUAAUGGUAUAUUGAGGGAGAGUGUAGACUACCAACUCCCAGUGUGCUUCAUAGGAAAGCUCAUGCCUAGUUCAUAUUACCCUCUCAAUGCUGAAAAUAUACUGCAGAAACUUCAAAACAAUCUGAGAGAACUGAAUUACCAAAGUCAAUAUUUAACUGGCUAUAGUACCAUGUUAUCAUACUCAUUUUUAGAAAAUGUCAUCAGAAGACUGUUAUCUCAGUUCAUUCCUCCACCCCAUAAGUCUUCUUGCUUGGAAAAGAAAUAUUUAAGAACUUCAGAUUUUAAUGAGAUAUCCACCUGUAUAAUAAAUAAAGUUAUGUUAACCAUUUCAAAGCAUAAGAUUUGGCUCACUAAGUAUGAUUGCAAAUACCUAUGUACAGAAAAAAACCUUCAAAAUAUGGUGGAGUCUAUUUAUAAUAAUAUUUUGCAGAUGUCUGAUUCUCUCGGGUCAAUACAAAAAAGUAUAAUAAGCCAAAGCCCAAUUAUGGUUGACCAAAUAGCUAGUCUCAUUAUUCAAGAGAUUAUAGAAAAACAUCUUCAACCCUUUUUGUGUGGAGAGGGCUUACCUCAUUCACUGGCUCCAUUGAAUAAAAUACCAAAUAUGGUUAAAGAGAUUCUCAGUGAAGUCACAGAGUCACACAGACUCCAGAAACCAUCAACACUAGGGAUGGAUUUUUAUCCUCAUACAUUUGUAGAAGAAACUGUUGCCAGGCUUUUAUCAAAGGUAUUCAAUCCAAAAUAUAACUCUGAGUGUGAACUGGAUAAAAUCACCCAAAAAAUAGUAAGCUCAAUUAAUAACCAUUUUAGCAAAGCUAAAAUCUGCGUUCUUCGUGAUGACCAAGAGCAGUCUUUCCCCAGUGUAGAUGUAGAUGCUGUGGAUAAACUUGUCAAUUCAGUUUAUGAGAAUGUUCUGAAAUGGCAAUGCCUGGAACCAGAAGUCGAUACUAACAUACUCAGGGACAGUGAUAUUUUUGCAGAAAAUAUUGCCAAUUUAAUUGUAGCAGCAAUUUCUGAUUAUCUUUUCCAUCCACUGUUUUCUGGGGAUUUGUCAACUUCAUCCUAUGCUAUGUUAACAGCAGAGAACAUUAUUCAGAACAUCUUUAGUGACAUCAGUGAAUCUACCAACCCAAGCCAGCAUUUUUCUCCAUAUAACACCUUGGUGCCUUACACAUUUUUGGAAGACAUAAUCAGAGUACUGUUAAUGAGAAUUUUUCCUUCUGCAUUUAGCAUGGCUCCAUUCUGUGAAAAUCUCAAAGAUAAAUCAGGAAUUCAUUGCAGUGAAAUCUCUUCAAAGUUAAUUGAUGAUAUUAAGAUGAAAAUUUCCCAACAUGAAAUUCAAUUUUCAAAAGAUGAAGAAGGAACUAAAUCUGUUUAUUCAGAGGAUGCUGCUCAACAUCUCGUUGACUCCGUAUUCAGCAACAUCCUGCAAAACUUUGGGCCCCAAGAAACAAUUGAACAAGAUAUCACAAGCACUAACAAUGUUCUCAUCGAUAGAAUAGCAGGUUUUAUCAUUAAAAAUGUCUGUGAGCAACAUCUUCAUCCUUUUGUGUGUGGAAAGUCAUCACUUCCUCCUUCAUCUACAUGCUUUGAUGAUGCCAAAAGGCAACACUCUUUUGCCCGUGUUUACUCUUCAGCCCUUUUGGAAGAUGUGAUCUCUGGGGUUUUAAGCAAAAUAUUCCACAGGAUGUUUGGUAUUGUACAAACAAAAUCAUUAAGAGAUUCAGAAAAAGAACUGUUGCAGAAAGCCGAAAAACUCAUAUAUUUGAUAACAGAGGAAUUCUCAAAAGCUCAAGUUAACAACAUAGAAAAUGCUAAGGAACAAUUGUGUUUGCCACCAGUACAUAAAGACAUAGUGAUCAAAAUUAUUGAUACAGCAUACAGCAAAGUUUUACAAGAAUAUGAACUGGAACCUGAUACGGACUUUCUCAGUGACACAAAGACAUUGGCUGAAAGGGUAACUAAAAUUAUCAUGGGUGAAGUUUUUGAUUUGGGGAUUCAUCCAGAUUUCAUAGCAAAACUGCCUUUACAUUCAUAUUCAAAACUCAAUACUGAUGUUUUGAUGAAGAGAGUUCAUUACGCUAUUAGUAAUUCAAGAGUCUGUAGACAGACUUAUACAACAUAUACUACCAUAUUAUCACAUACACAUUUGGAAAAAAUAAUCACACAAGUUUUAUCGCAGAUAAAUCUAUUAAAUUGCAAUGCAGGAGACCCAGACUAUUCACAGUCAGACUUCAAUAACACAGAUACGAGACUGAUUGAUGAGAUCAUGUCAAUAAUUUCUAAACAUGCAAUAUGCAUUAUUAAACAUGGAAAUGAAAAACAAAAUGUGAUUUCAGAAAAAGAUAUAGAGAUUAUGGUCAAUGCCAUUUAUGCUGAUAUUUAUCAUUCAAAUUUAUACCGCUCUCUUACAAAAGAUAAAAAAGACUUAAGUAAUAUACCUGCUACAAAAAUAGCAAGUUAUAUAAUAAAAGAACUGUUUAACCAUCACCUUGAGUCAUUUUUAUCUGGAGAUAAAAGUCUUCCUUCAGAUACAGUUGAUGAGAUUUAUCAAACGAGAGCAGUAGAUCCUAAACAAAGGGAGUUAGCUCUCAUUGUGAAUUCAGCUGUCUUUUUGGAGGAAGUAAUUUCUAAGCUUUUAUGCAAAAUCCUUUAUACAUUCUCAUAUAAUGACUUCACUGCUGAAAACCCACAUAAAGCAAAAGCCGACAUUACUGACAUUGUUACAAUAUUAGUAAAGUCAGUUGUCCUGGAGUUCACCACAUCACAGAUUCUAGUUACAGAUCACUUGGAUGAAAACCUGUAUAUUUCAGUGACAUAUAAUGAAAUGGUUAAAAAAGUGGUCAACCAAGUGUAUGAAAAAAUAACUGAUUAUAACGCUAUACAAAGCGAUACCAUCAGUCUUGGAAAAAAUAUAUAUUAUUUACUGUUAGAAGAAAUUUAUGAUUAUCAGAUAGAGUCAUUAGUUUGGGGAGAAUUAGCAAUUUCUUCCUAUUCCUCCCUCCAUGAAGAAAACAUCAUCAGAAAUGUGCUUGACAUCAUCAACAAUGAUGGCAAUGUCUUACCAUCAUGCAUCACUGUAUUGUCUCAUUCCAUUUUAGAAAAUAUGAUUUUCAAGCUUCUGGCACAUAUGUUCCCUUCAUCUGAAACUGGACUAAAUGAAGAAAGGGUAUCACCAGAUCAUGAGUUUGUGGAUGCAGCUUCAAAACUAACUGAUGAGAUUAUAACAGAAAUUUCUGAACAUGAGAUUAGGCUUGCCACAGCAGACGAGCAUGCACCAAGUAUGCAGUUAGGGGCAAUUGAGAACUUUGUUGACUCCAUAUGUAACCAUAUAACGAAAAACUUUAAAUUCCAAGAUGAAGCACAAAAAGAUACAUGUAAAAAGGGAGGCUUGUUCCUCAGACAAAUAGCUAGUUUUAUCAUGAAGGAAAUUAUAGCCCACCAUCUGCAGCCAUUUUUGCAUGAUGAAGACUCACCUCUCAGGUGCUUACCUGAAGCAGACCCUGCCACUGAACUCUUGUAUCCUGGUAAGGAAAAAAUACAGUCCUCCCCACAACCUUCUAUAUAUCCUGCUGCAUUCUUGGAAGAUGUUGUAAUUGAUCUUACUCGCAAAUUUUAUAGUCUCAUGAGUAUCACUGAAAAUCCUAAAGACAAAGAGCUAUCAGAAAGAGACCUCAUGGGCAUGAGUAUAAAAUUUGUAAAUGCCCUGAUAGGGGAAUUUAGGAAGAGUGAAAUUAAAGUUCUAACGAAUGCUGAAGAAAUGCCUUCAUUUCCACCAGUAGAUAAAGGGAGAAUCAAUAAACUAUCUGAUUCUGUGUAUGACGAGGCCAUGGAAAUCUAUGGAUCUAACAAUUUUCCAAAAUAUGCCAGAAAUAAGACUGCUAUAGGGAUGAUUGCUACGUUAGCCCUCAAGGCAAUCUCUGCUUUCAAGAUUCAACCACUUUUUUCAGGAGGCUGGUCUACCAUCUUCUCAUUUCUAGAUGUAGAUAACAUUAUCCAAAGAGUCCAACACCUACCAAAUGACACCUUUACAGAGAUAAAUGGAAGCUUGAAAGUAAAUCCAGUUUCUUCACCUGAACAAUCAUCAUCACGUACUCCUCUAACUUCAGACCUCAAAGACAAAAUGGGCACUUCAGAAGCUAGUAAAGGAGCACUUAAUAGAAAAGAUAAUUUCAAAAGUAACACUGAUGAUCUGUUCCCUUCUACUAUAACUAGCAUUAUGAAGAGCAAAGUAACUUCCCUAGCACCAGGUUUACCCAAAGAUGGGGCAAAUAAAAAGGGGAAUGAAACAAAGAAGGAAAGUGCAAUUGGAAAAGGUAAAGAGAAGUUAUCAGAAGUCACCUUAACAAUCAGUGAGAGAAGUCAAGAUAUUCAGGGGCGAGGCUGGAGUCCAGCCCUGACAAAGAAUGAAAUCAAGAAAGACAGUUUGGCUAGAAAAGAUGAGAAAGGACAAGCUGAUGAGUUACACCAUUUUUCAUCAGCUACUGAUGACACAAACAACAAAGUUAUAUCUGAACCCAAUGUAAAAAUCUAUAAGAGUAGCAAAAAAAGAGAAAGUUCAUUAGAAAAAGAAUUACCACAUCUGAAAUCUGAGGUGAGAAACAGAGGGAAUCAAGAGGAGAGGACAGAUUCUCCGGCUGACAGAAUCAUGGGUAACAAACUGAUCUUGCAUCCACAAAAUAUCACUGAAAGUAUUGACAGAAAUGCCUUAGAAUUAUAUUCUUGCCAAGACCCAAUAAAUGAUGCAAAACCCCCAAAUUGCCUUGGUGAUAAAGCCGCAUAUGUAAAAGCCGAUGACAAGUAUUUUGCAGAGCCUACUUCAGUGGAGACAGCUCAACAAAAUGCUCCUGCGAAAAGGGGAAAGAAUGAGAAAAGGAAAGAUAAAGAGAUCAAUCUUAUGAUUCCACCAGAAAAUAACCUGAGGAUUUUCCCUGCCAACUUUUUGGAAGAUAUCAUCUCUGAAAUAAUUAACAAAUUAAUUUUCUCUUCCUCACCAGGCACCGAUGAUUAUGAUGCAAAUCAAGAUGUAACUGAUCAUGUAAAUCAACCUGAGCUCUAUGACACCGCUAUAAAACUGAUUGAUUCCCUACUGAAGGAGUUUUCAGAUGCUCAAAUUAAAGUAUUAAAACCCAAUCAGGGAAGUAAGUUCCUACCAUCGACAGAUCCGAUCUCAUCAGUUUGUGAAGUACCUCUCAGGCAAAAAGAGCCCUCUGUGGCUAAAACAUCUCCUGAGAUAAAAAUGACAGUUAUGGAUAAAGCGCCACGGAUGCCUAAAAUGGCUACUGAAACAUCUUCAGCUGAGGCACUUUUAAUGACUGAAAUACCAUCCAUUGAUAAAAUGUUGGUCAACAAGAUAGUUCACUCGUCAAUCUGCAGAACCUUACAGGAGUAUACGUCCCGAAGCUCCAUUUGUAAGGACAUAAAUAGUAACGGAGAACAUCUAGCAAGAAAACUAUCCAAUGCAGUAAUGAAAGAAAUUGUCCAGCAUGAAAUAAACUUGCCACUUUAUGAUGAGGUUCCAGCUUCAGUGUGUUUGCCCCUAGAAUCUAAGGAGGUUAUGAAAAGGGUCCGGAGGUUUGCCCAAACAGCUUGCAAAGAAUGUCAAACUUCCUCGCCAUAUACCAUAAUGCUGCCUAAUGAUUUUUUAGAAAAUAUAGUUUCUUCCCUUCUAUCAAAAAUCUUCUCGAGAGUACUCAACACUAAAACAGAAAUAUCUGAGGAUAAUUUGUCCUCAGAAUUGGAUUUCCUUCAAAUGAAGUUAGUAAGUACAAUUAUGGUGCAUAUUUCCAACGAUGAAGAUAUGAUUCUGCAGAAUGUCAAAUCCUUACAUCCUAAUGAUGAUGAAAUUAUUCAAUUAGUGGCUCAGACAAUUUACAAUAAUCUCUUGCCACAAUUUGGAUCUCAAGAGAGCAUACAACAUUGUGUCAGUAGUGGUUGCAAAAUACUUUCAGAAACCAUAGCUAAUUUGGUUGUACGGGAAGUGGCUGGCAAUCAGUUGCAGAAUUAUUUUUCUGGAGAGUUAACACCACCUCAGUGUACAGAAGCUGACAUUGUUGUUGAAAAUAUCCUUAAAGAUAUCAUCCAAACCUCUGAAGUUCCCCAGCCUCAGCUGUCACAGACUUACAAGCUACCUUUUAACAUAAUAGAAGAAAUUGCUGUAAAUUUGUUGUCAAAGCUUUUAUCUGUGUUUCCAAAAGUGGAAAAGAAACAGAGCAAUUCUCUAAAUACUGAAAUGCAAAAAAUAAUCUCAAAAAUCCUAACUUCAUUCCAAGAAUAUAUAUCCAGAAGUCAGAUUACAGUUGUCCCGCAAACCCAAGAAUCAUGCACUCUAUCUUUAGCAGACAGCACAAGUAUUGAAAAAGUAGCUACUACUGUUUAUAAUAGUGUUUUAAAACACUCUGGCUCCCAUAUGUCAAUGUAUAAAGAUUUGAUGGGCAAAAGCAGUGUCCUCUCUGAUAUAAUAGGAUUUUUAAUGGUGAAGGAAAUUUCCAGUUCAGAAUUUCAUCAAGCAAAGGAAGAAGCAUCAAGUACAGAGCUAGUUUUUGAAACUAUUAGUAUUAUGGAAAAAGUGGUUAAGAUUAUUGAUGACCUUAAGUCAAAGGAAAAGCCUUCAGCUGAGAAAGAGACUGUGUUAGAUGCUAAGGUUGUAGAGGAAAUGGUUGCCUUGUUCUUGGCUAAACUAGUGAAGUUGCCAAGUGCCUUAAACAAAGAUGCUAAAGACUUAUCAAAGCCUGAAUUAAUUAAACUUGCAUCUCAGUUGACAAAAUCAGUGACAGCGGAACUUUCCAGGAAUAACAUUAGUGUUAGAGCUGCUAAUCCUGAAGAAAAUAUUUUAAAUCCAAAAAGUAUGAAAAUUAUUUCUCAGAUGGUCGAUUCUGUUUAUAAUCUAGUAUUGCAACAAUCUGGGACAUACAAAGAACUGUAUUAUGAUAUCAAAGUUGCCAACCACUUCUUCCCUAAAGAAGUAGCUUCAUUGAUUGUCAGCAAAGUUUCAAAUUGUCCACUCGAAAUGAUUAGCCCAAAAGAUUCAAAUGCUGAUCUCUUUGGCAAUCUGGACGUCAGUCAGAUUGUUGAAAAGGUGCAUGAGCAUGCUGUUGAAAUGGAACCUGAGCUAGAGCCAUAUGCAUUAGAUCAAGAUUUAAGUGAAAAGGAUGUUCCGAUUAAAAUAAUUCCUCACCGUGGAAAACAACCAAUCAAAAUCGACCCAGACAUUGUUGCAGGUCACUUAGGAGUCCUAUCUAUUAAAACACAACCUCUCGAGAAGCUUCAGAUGGACUGUUUGGCUAGAACCAGACAUAACAUUGAAACCCUAAGAAAAGCAUCAAUAAGUGGGAGGAAUUACUCAAUAUACCAUACUCCUGAUGAAGGAACAAGAAGGAAAGAAAAACGCAUCUCACUGGAUAAGGCCGGAAGACUGAAUGUAAAGCCUCGUGAGGCUGCUAGUAGGAAUUCAUUUCCGAAUUUAAUGAAGCCUGACAUCACCAAAGUGGAGCUUUUGAAAGAUGUCCAGAGCAAAAAGGAUCUUAUUAUUAGAUUAGUGAUUCAUGAUAUUAAGCAAGAAAUUUCAGAAAAUAAUGAAGACGAGAGCUUCACUUCUGAUGAAGAUGAAGUUGUGUUACAAGAGAUUGUCAAAGAUGAAUUUCCAGAAGGUCCACUCGAAGAUCAAGUAAAAGAAGACAUAAAGCCUAUUACCAGCACAGCAGCCAAGCCACUGAUGAACAAGAACAGUCUGGAAAAAAGUUUGUCAUUUGGAAAAAGAUGUCACCGCAAAUCCGUUUUAACUACAAAAAAUAUUGAAGCAUCACCAACUCAAUGGACAGAAUCUACAGAUACACAAACAAAAUUUAUUUCUAAACCCUCAAAAUUCUCAACUGAAACAGACCCUUCUUCCUUUUCGGGAAUUAACACAGAAAGUGUAGAAGAAAUGAAAUCUAGUACUGAACCGACAGAUUACUUCAUACAUAGACUUAUGAGUGCAUCCUCAUACGAUGAAGAUGAUCUGCCUUCGUUUACUAGUGAGGAUGAAUAUCGUUCCCAAGAUCCAAGCGCCAAAGUAACAGAAGAUAGUCUUUACUACUCGCGUCUGGACAGGGACAAUAGUGUUAAGUUUGUCACCCUCUAUCAACGUGAAAGUUGUCUGGACAAGCUGUCGUCUUCAAAAGAAGGCACUUCAGACUCCAAAAAGCCCAGUACCUCCAAACAAGGGCUUAACAUGCUGAGGAAGGUCCCAUCAGUGCUGUCCAAAGUGUUUUCGAGGUCUAAUGCCAAUGUUCCCAAAUCUUCCUCUCCCUCAGCUCCUGACAAGGACAAGCGCUAAAGCUUCUACACUUGAAAUCAAUAAGCAUGCUGACCUUCCUCAAAAAAAUAAAAACUUUUGAA
Molecule: messenger RNA, 20540 nt
Organism: Talpa occidentalis (Iberian mole)
Lineage: Eukaryota; Metazoa; Chordata; Mammalia; Eulipotyphla; Talpidae
Product: fibrous sheath-interacting protein 2-like
Exons: 23
Coding region: 148-20478 (6776 amino acids)
Source: RefSeq, a predicted model, not a curated record